AAAUAAAACGAUAAUAAAUAUCAAAACAAUGGCAGAAGAAAGUAAUACCGAUGGUUUACAACUGAAUAUGAAAAAUAAAACUAAAAGUGCAUCUAAGGAACGUGAACAUAUUGUUUUGAAUCCUAAAUAUUUAAUUAGUCAUUCAUUCAAACCUAAAAGCCCUAACUGGUUUGAUUUAUGUGAAAAAAUUGAAAGUGAGAAUGAAAUGUAUGUGAAUAUAAGAUCUGAGAACAAAAAGAACAAAAACGAUUCAGAAUUUCAACAAGAUAACAAUUCUAAACAAAUAUUAUGGAGUAUUGGUAGUUCUGGUAUAUCAUGUAUAGAUUUGAAAUCAAACAAGGUUAUGGAUACUACUAAACUAUGGAAAGAUACUACAUCCGAGAAUAGCGCAAAAUUAUUGGACUAUAAUAAUAAUACAGUAAAGAAUAUUGCACACCAAGCACAUAAACAAUUAGUUUUUCAAACACAAGAAUUUGAUUUUGAUUCUGAUUAUAAUUCUGAAUAAAAAAGUA
This is a messenger RNA of Polistes dominula (European paper wasp), 512 nucleotides long. RefSeq lists its product as uncharacterized. The record is from RefSeq and is a predicted model, not a curated record. NCBI's taxonomy places the organism in Eukaryota, Metazoa, Arthropoda, Insecta, Hymenoptera, Vespidae.